Lobosporangium transversale is the source of this 3057-nucleotide messenger RNA. RefSeq lists its product as hypothetical. Bases 149 to 3007 code for a protein of 952 amino acids. The transcript has a single exon. The record is from RefSeq and is a predicted model, not a curated record. Lineage: Eukaryota; Fungi; Mortierellomycota; Mortierellomycetes; Mortierellales; Mortierellaceae.
CACUCUUCUUUCUUUUCUUCAUGCAUUACCCAUUACCUUUGCAUAGAGAAAUACAACAGCAUUCUUUUUUCCCCCUACUUCUCUUCCACUCUCGCCACGCGCCACUCUUCUCUAUUUUUAUUUUCAUGUUUAUUUUUUAUUCCUUUUUAUGCCAAUAAAAGAUAAACCGAUAAGUGCAGACUCAAAUACAAAGGCAACAGCAAUGAAGCAAAAUCCACUUGAAAUCCCAGAGAUUCUUGCCAGGAUCGGAUACUAUCUACAUCCAUGGAAUAAACCCAAUGUAUGGCCAGAAGGACGGCACCAACGUCGGACUCCACGCUUCCGCCCCAAGGAUCUAAUUGCCUGUACGGAGGUUUCAAGACUUUGGCAUGCUUGUUUUAUUCCCGUGUUGUGGUCUCAUUACCGGGAGGGGGCUAUGGAACACUUGGGUACUGUAAGGGCGAUCAGGCUUACGGAUGAACAACGGAAUAAUCCAUCAGUUAUCUCUUUAUUGAGGGAGAAACAGUGGAUGCCAGGCACGGCUAGCUAUAAUACUCAUCAGAGGAUUGAACAUAUGAAUAACAACAGUAACAACAGUAACAACAACAAGAGUCGUCUAACUAAAGACGGUAAUGGUGCCUAUGACAUUCACAGCAGUAGUGAUGACAGCUAUCAGCCAGAGAUGGAUGGCUCGGACGCGACAAUACAACCAUACCAGUAUGCCACUGUGUCACUCAUCCAGAAAUAUGCGCACCAUAUCCGGGUCUUUUCCACUUCUCAUGGGCAUGGGCUUCGACCUUUUCGUGAAAGUGACUCGCCUGAACCGUUACUUUUCCUACCGUCUUCACUUAUUUCUGGUGAAGGAGCAGAAGAAAUACCAGUAGACAAAAGCAGUAGCACAACGAGGAGCAACUCUUUACAACCAUCUCAUCUAGACCGAAACCAACAGGUCCAACGCUGGCUCCCAGAUACCAAAAAAGUAAAAGGAGGAGAGGAAGUAUCGAGGCUAUUAUACCGUCAUCCACAUCAAUUCAUGAAUGCCACACAUAUCAAAGUACUAGCCAUUCGUGAUUGGCAUGAUACAUUCGGUGCCCGGAUAUUAAGACAGAAUCGUUCCUCUGGACACUUCGGGCCAGCAGCAGCAGCAGGAGGGAGUGGGAUAAGGCAGCUCUACUGGACAGCCAAGGAUCAUACACAGAUGGUUAUAAUAGACACUGUUGUCCACGGUAUGCUUCCGUCUUUAGCUCACGACACUGGCAUGGAUAUUGAUGAUAUCAAUGACCACAAUGAUAUCAGCACUGGUCCAUUGGGUGAUGACCUUAUGAGAUGGAAAUUUAUAGCCAAGGAAUUAGGUCAUUUAUUCCACACGCAUGAGACAGGAAGCCAGACCCAGAUGGGAGCAGAGCUGAUGGUGCUGACGAAUCUAACGGAACUAAAGCUGAUCAACACUCCUCUUAGCAGUGAUGAGAUCCUGACCAUCCUGCGAAACAACCUUGGCCUGCAGACGCUCUCUAUCGCACUGUCAGGUAUAGACAUUGAUGACUUGGAAAUAACAAACACAGGAGACUAUGAAAUAGGGGACAACAGCAAGGAUAAUGACGAUAGUAAUGAUGACAACAACAGUAAUGGCUCAUAUUCACCGACAAGCACGUUCCUCCGUGAACAAUGUUAUCAGAAUAGCACUAAGACUGAUAACAUUUCUUCAUGUCAGCGUCCAAGGUUAUCAAAAAUAAGAAGGGAGCCAUCCUGCCUCCCUCAUCUGACUCAUCUUACCAUUGCUCUCGGCCGAGUCAAAUCCUGCAACAUCGUUGAUCUCGUACUAGCAACGCCAGCGCUACAGUCUUUGACAUUAGAGUCCCUGAAUGGGCUGUUCCCUGGCUGUAGAGAGGAGCUGGACGCCCAAGUUACGCGCCUCAUCAAAAACCUUGAGACUGGUUGUUGUACGCAGCUUGAGUCCUUGACUAUCAAUGCGCCCACAAUGAGCUUACAGGGUGGGCGUGCAGUGCUACAAGAAGGAGCCUAUCCGGGGCUCAUUCGGGCGGCAGCACCAGGACCCAUAGCCACCAUGGCUAAUCCAUCAGCUAUUCCUAUUUCUGCUUCCUCCAUGGCCUACACGAAGCCACCUCAAGGACCUCGAGUGCGAGUGGGUCUGAAAGAGUUGUCACUACAGAUGCAAGUACUGAGCGCAGAAUUCGUGGACGCAGUGCUGGAUAACGCCUCGACAUUGAUGUCGCUAAGCCUUGACGUUAUGGGGGAGACUGUUUAUCGUACUACGGAUUACAUUCCCCGUCAUCGCCAACUUGUCUCAAGAAAAAACUCUGACAACAAUAACGGCAAUAGUAAAAACGGAAACUUUGAUGGUGUUGAAGCUGACAGCAAUGAAGAGGGCGAAGAAGAAGAAGAAGUUGAGCAGGGAGCAUACAAUGAGCUGCGACCAAGCCGAGAUAUGUACCAGCUAAAACGGCUCUUGCGUGGAUGCGGGCAUCUAGAGAAACUGAAUAUCCGUUUUGAACUUCCAGAGAUCUCAGAGGAGAGAGCACUCUCAUUGUUCUGGCCAUCAAAGAUGGGGGAUAGGUGCCAAUCCCAUAUCAGUAAAGCGAAGCCCAUGAGCACGUUAUUACAAGCUCCAGUAUCAAUCCUUGUUCAAGCCAUGUUACCAAUAGUCUCCUCAUUUCCUUUCUCAAGGUUAUUUUCUUCCUUUGCUUCAUUUUGUUCUGCUUCUUUUACCCCUCCUCCUGCGUCUUCGCCAUCAUCGCCAUACAUCUCCUCUACAGCUAUUAAGUCUGGUGUUUUUUGGGCCUGCAGUCCUGUUCUCAAGGAAUUGGAACUUCACGGAAUAGGAUUGGUGGCGGUGAAGCAAUUUAGACCAAGAUUCUUAUGCAAACCAUAUGAUCCGUUUGAAGGCAAAAACGGAUAUGGAUGGUCUAGGUUUCAAGAUCAGUUGUGUGAUUUAAUUCAAGGAAUGCCUCGGUUAGAGAAGUGCGUUUUGGAUAGGGACGAAUACUUUCGAAAGAAUAAGGAGAAUUAGAAUACAUAAUCUGCAAUAGAUAUAACCCAAAUAAAAAGCAAUAGAUUCAG